Molecule: messenger RNA, 1995 nt
Organism: Clarias gariepinus (North African catfish)
Lineage: Eukaryota; Metazoa; Chordata; Actinopteri; Siluriformes; Clariidae
Exons: 7
Coding region: 843-1502 (219 amino acids)
Cellular component (GO): membrane
Source: RefSeq, a predicted model, not a curated record
CUUUGGGUCUGUGUGCGUGCACUUUGCAUGUUCUCCCCACGCUUGGUGGGUAUCCAGAGACAUGCAGGUUAGACUAAAUGGCAUUCACAAAUUGCCUGUAGUGUAUGAAUGACAAUCAGGCAUCAACACAGCCCCUUAAGUAACUGAAACAGAUACUGUAUAUCACCAGGGUUGGGAAUAUCAUCUCCUGAUGUGCAGAAUGGACCAAAAUAUUUAAUAAUGUCUAGCACUUUGUUGUAAAUGUGCUCCUUUUUUUUUUUAAACAGCAUAAUAGUGGGAUGAGGCAACACCUUUGCUCACUUGCUGUGUCCGCAUUUAGUGAACCAGGCUGUGUUGGCUCUUUAACAUCCUAAUACAGUACUUCUCCUUCUCCUCCCACACCCACGACGUAGCACACUAGUGUAAAUACACUACAGCAGUGGACCUUGCUGCAGUUUGCCACACCAGAUUAUCAGCUGGGCUCUGAAGCCCCUAGAAGAAGUGUUUACAUUAUUCAUAAUUCAUACCAGGCUUUUAGAAGCCCAGCUCUAGAGGAAGGUACUGUAGUGAGCUCGCCCUGGUUCGGCUGUGUCCGGAUUGACUCGUCUCUUUCACGUUAGGAGUGCUGCAGAGGUUUGGACUCCUACUCGGGUUUUCUUUUUUCCAACACCGCAUCUGCACAGUUGAAGGUAAGGUUUGUGGGAACUGUGUGCAUGCAGAAUCGGUGAGUUUUGAUUAGCAGGAUGACUGCAGUAGGUUUAACUUCUGCGUGUGUGUGAUGCGGAUCAGUCCCAAAUCAGGAUGCUCUGUCUGUCUCUCUCUCUCUGUGUGUGUGUGUGUGUGUGUGUGUGCUGUGCGGAUCAAUGUCGUGCUGCUGCCUGUGUUCGGCUCACACACAGAGCACCAUCAUGUCGCUGUACCCGUCUCAGAUUAAGGCGUUCAAGAGCAGCGAGCCCAAAACCCUCGGGGCAGUACAGAUCAUCAUCGGCUUGUUGGCCGUCAUCCUGAGCACGAUUGUGUAUAAACUGCAUUAUCACAUCCAGAGGGAAGUCAUCAUCCUCAUCCUGAAUGGUGCUCAACUAAUUAUCACCGGAAUUGUCUUGGUGCAUGCUGGGAGGAGACCAUCUAAAUGUCUGGUUGGUACGACCAUUGUUUUGCAGUUGCUAACCGCAGCAUUUGAUAUUGUCGGAUUCGGUCUCAUAGCCCGACAUGUACCCUUUCGUGGGGAAUCCUACUAUUACAGAGACACUGAGUGGUGUUGUGACCCACUCCAUUCAGUGUGGGCUUGCUGUGGAGAAGGAGAUAAAGGGGGGCAUAAGGAGUUUCUGGUGAAUGGCAUUUUGGGCACCUUGAUUGGCUCUUUGGUAUUGGUGUGCAUUAUCGGUUUGGUUGUGGCACUUUUCGGAGUGUAUGCCCUGUCUGUUAGUGCUAUUAAGGAGAUGACACCUAUUCCUAACUCCACUGCAAACACACAGUAUGGAGCUGGAGGACAGGCCAGGACUAAUGUGCGUAAUGGGAACUGACGGAGCAAAACACACUCACAGUACAAGAUCCAUGACAUUAGCACAGUUUCAUACCAAUUAAAUGAAACAUCUGUUUCACUUCUACACCACACAGUUAAAAAAAAAAAAAAACUUUCGUGACAAUGUAAAUAAUUUGUAAAAUUGUUCUUAGCGCCUGUUAUUUGGCUGUUUUCUCACUCUGCAAUGAAUUUUGAUGGCUAAAUAGUUGCUAGGGCGUCAUUUAUUAUGCACUAAUAAACAAGUUUGUUUGCAUGAAAUUGCUUAUGUAGUAUCAGUAAUGAACUUGUUAAGAAACGUAGGUAGUACAAAUAAGAAUGUAAAGAAGCAAUUAUUAUUUGCAUAAUCCAUGUUCGUACUAGACGAUAACUGCUAUAAUAACACAGAAAGAGAUAUAUGAAAGAAGAUGUAUUAUAUAGAGUAUUAUUAAUGCAAGUCUGUGCUGGGGUGCUGUAGAACAUCAUUUGCAUGAAACAUCAGUCUAAUUUAAGGCUAG